Molecule: messenger RNA, 1567 nt
Organism: Ylistrum balloti
Lineage: Eukaryota; Metazoa; Mollusca; Bivalvia; Pectinida; Pectinidae
Product: target of rapamycin complex subunit lst8-like
Exons: 9
Coding region: 76-1032 (318 amino acids)
Biological process (GO): regulation of actin cytoskeleton organization; TOR signaling
Cellular component (GO): TORC2 complex; TORC1 complex
Molecular function (GO): protein binding
Source: RefSeq, a predicted model, not a curated record
GCACGUUUAGGGGAGUUAGACACUACUUGGACUGUUUUUGAUAAAAUGUAGAUAAAAAAGGAACUGUUUUAAGCUAUGAGCGGGUCUAACGGUAACACGGACCCCGUGAUCUUGGCCACUGCUGGAUAUGAUCAUACGAUCAGGUUCUGGCAGGCCCACAGUGGAAUAUGUUACCGAACUGUGCAGCAUCCCGACUCUCAAGUCAAUGCAUUGGAAAUAACACCAGACAAACAACUGAUAGCUGCAGCAGGUUAUCAACAUAUACGUAUGUAUGAUCUUAACUCAAACAAUCCUAAUCCAGUCAUUAACUAUGAGGGAAUUUCCAAAAACAUUACUGGUGUUGGAUUUCAGGAGGAGGGGAAAUGGAUGUACACUGGUGGUGAAGAUAACAACGUCCGUAUCUGGGACCUUAGAUCCAGAAAUCAACAAUGCCAAAGACUUUUUCAAGUGAAUGCUCCAAUCAAUUGUGUCUGUCUACACCCAAACCAGGGAGAACUUUUUAUUGGAGAUCAGAGUGGUUCCAUCCAUAUAUGGGAUUUAAAGACUAACAAUAAUGAACAGCUGAUACCUGAACCGGAUGCCUCAAUCCACUCAAUCAGUAUUGACCCCAUGGGAACUAUGAUGGCUGCUGUAAAUAACAAGUGCAGGUGUUAUAUUUGGACACUGACAGGAGGGAGGGGCACAGAUCGCACCCAGCUCCACCCAAAGACCAAAUUCGAAGCUCACAAUCGAUACGCACUAAAGUGUUUGUUCAGCCCAGAUUCUACGUUACUAGCUACCACAUCAGCUGAUCACACAGCAAAGAUCUGGCGAACAGCGGACCGUACAUUGAUGACUGAGCUCAGGGACAACACACAGCGAUGGGUUUGGGAUUGUGCCUUUAGUGGCGACUCCCAGUACAUUAUAACAGCAUCUUCAGACAACACUGCUCGACUUUGGAGUGUAGACACCGGCGAGGUCAAGAAAGAGUACAAUGGCCAUCAAAAGGCUGUUGUUGCCAUGGCAUUCAGGGAUGAAAUUGUUGUUCAUUGAAGAAAAAAUGUACACAUGACUCAAAUUGGCUGUGGAAUAUUAUUCCAAAAAUGAAAUACACGAUAUAUGUACCACCGUACUAUGUAUGCUGCCAUUCUUCAGUGAGAAACAUUUAUUACGUGAUGAGUGUAGCAUAGAAGAAAUUUCAUUUGUCAAAACAGCCUGUUCAUGUUUUUGAUAGCAAGAUUACUGUGUUUGUGAUGUCGCACACAACACAAUUAUUCUGACAUAUUCUCAGCACACUUUGUGAAGUAGUAAGUAAAUAUAACGAUUGCAUCUUGUUUGUCCAGACAUAUAUGCACAAUUGCUAUAUAUUGUAUUGAUCAGGAAUUCCCACACAAUCUUAGGCGAAGCAGCAUUUAAUGAUGGAAGAGGAAAGUGUUAUGCACUUUUAAUAGUAAAAUUUAAUAAAUUGAAAUGCAUUUUUAAUAGUAAAAUUUAAUAAAUUGAAAUGCAUUUUUAAUAGUAAAAUUUAAUAAAUUGAAAUACAUGUAUAUAUGGUUCAAGAAAGGAGAAGUAAAUGUAUGAAAGAAAA